Molecule: messenger RNA, 854 nt
Organism: Plodia interpunctella (Indianmeal moth)
Lineage: Eukaryota; Metazoa; Arthropoda; Insecta; Lepidoptera; Pyralidae
Exons: 4
Coding region: 196-810 (204 amino acids)
Source: RefSeq, a predicted model, not a curated record
UGGUCAGUUUCCGCAGCGGCAGCGGCACGCAGCGGUCUGCCCGUGUUUACGACGCGCUAAAUAUACCUACUCCAGUCAGUUGAAUGGACCGAUAGUAAAUCGUGUGCGCUGGAAGCGAGCGUCUCGUGCGAGGACUCCGUCUUUGAUCGUUUGAGACUGCAUCUUGACGAGAAGUAGUAAUUAUAAUCAGCCGGUAUGGGGUGUGGGAGUCUCCGGCGAUGGUCAGCGCGGCGGUGGUGCGGCGCACUGCUGCUGGCGGCGGUCGCGCUGCAGCUGGCGCGGCUGGCGGCACCCGCGCCUGCCGCCCUCGUCUCCACGGUCACCUUCCCCAGAGCCCAGGCGGCCGCCGUCGCGCAUCUUCUCGCUGACUUCUCUACACAUCCCUCUCCCUUCUCAAUACCAGUAUCAUGGUCGAUAGAGAAAGAAGCGAGCAACUACACGAGUUGGCGUUACAGCGUGUCUUAUGAGUGCGGUCCGCGGUGCGCGGGCGGCGCGGAGGUCGCUGCGCACGACGACGGCGGCCCGCGGCACGGGCUGGCGGCGCGUGCGCACCGCGUGCGCGUCAUUAACACUUUCUGCGUCUCAUUGCUGCUGUUGCCGUGGCUUCAGUUUUGUGGUGAAAUUGAAACAAUGUCAGUGGUGAGAGCGGAUGAAAUGUCUGGCGGCGCUCUGUUGGAAGAGCGAGCUGAAGCACGGUGUGGCGCGGCGGCGGCGCUGGCGCUGGGCGGCCGCUGUGGGCGCGCGCAUCUCCAGGCGCUGCGGGCGCAGCAUCUGCAGUACGUGCGAGCGGCGCUUGCACGGGAUCACUAAACCUGUCAUGCAUACAUGCUAAUUCGAAUAAAAAUUCAAAUAAG